UGCUAAGCGUGAACCUGUCCUCCAAUCAGAGCGCGAGUACGUUGAAAACAAAGAGACCGACAUUCAACGCCACUGUCAUUCAGUGAUGUGGUACGGGGCGACUUUCGGGAGGUUUGCAAUAGAAAGUCCUAUUAGUAAGUAAUAUAGAAUAGUACGGCCAAAAUUAUUAUUUUUAAUGCAACUCGUAAGAGUCGGAAGCAUUGAAAAUGCUGAGUUAAUGAUUUAUAAUAUAUAUAAUAGUUUUUUAUUAAUCGUGCUUUAGCCAUCCGUGCCUUGGAAUUCCUUCACAAUCCCGGCACAUUCAAUACCUAUAAAUCGUAUUUACUUGCCCAUUCUCUUUACUCCGGAGGCCAUCAAAUGCGGUUGGUGGCAGUGUGUACCAACUGCGCAUGCGCUAGUGUGCGCGCGCCGCACUGCUCGAAGCGCGGUCGGAGUUUUGUACGGGCGCUUACGUCUUGCGGCUUUUUCACUUCCAGUCGAAAUGGCGCUGGAACUGGUUGCUGUAGCAGCGACGCUGGUGGCUCUGGGUUUGGUAGCUGUCUACAAGUACUUAACGUCCCCUUUCAGCUAUUUUGAGAAGCAGGGUGUGUCUGGUCCCAAACCUACUAUUUUCUUCGGCUCGUGGUCGGGGGCAUGGAACAAGUUCCUGGGGGAUGAAGAUAUGAAGAAUGUUAAGGAGUAUGGGAAAGUGUAUGGGACCUACGAUGGACGAACACCCAACUUGAUAGUGUCAGACCCAGACCUGAUAAAAGUGGUGCUUGUGGAGCAGGCUUCGAACUUCAGAGAUUACAGGUCAUCGUGUGUGAAGCACAAUCUGCUCCACAAUGCAUUGCUGGCAGUUUCCGACAGCCAACCUCCAGAAGUGAAGGAUGUCUUGGCUACAAUCUCUAGCAAGGACUUCUUCAGUAAGGUGUCUCCACACAUUGUGGAGGCGGCCAGCAACUUAACACAAAGUGUGCGAAAGUUGGCUGAAGGAGGACAGCAGGUGGAAAUAAGCAAGGAGGUGACCUCGUUUGUGGGAUCCGCACUGGCUCGGUCCAUUCUCGGCCUGCCUGAGACGGACAGCCAGUUCCUGGAGGCUUGUGCUGCAGCGUUUCACGUUGACCGCCCCAACUCCAUGGUUGCAGUUAUCCCUUUCAUCUACCCCAAGCUCAGCCCUCUAGAUGAAUUUAUCCUGAAGAAGAAGGCAUUAAGUUAUUUGACAUCAAAAAUACAGCAAGUGUUAACAGAGAAGAAAAAGGCUGAAGUUGGAGAGAAGAAAGGCACAGAUGCUCUUGAUGUGCUUCUGAAAGUGGCCAGUGAAGUGACGAAGGUGGACGAUGACGUUACAGAGAAGGUGGUACGCUUGUCCGAUGAGCAAAUAGUUUCACAGGCUUUGGGGUUCAUAUUGAACUCAUCCCUUGUAACGAGAAAGUUAGUAGCAGAGGCGGUGUACGUGCUCGCAAGCAAGCCAGAGUUACAAGACAAACUGCAUGUUGAAUUAGUCAAGCACACAAUGGACAAGCCGUCGUACGAGGGCCUGGAAGGGGCGGAGCUGCUGGACACGCUGGUGGGGGACCUCCUGCGGCUGUACCCCUCGGAGUUCCGGCUGGUGCGGCAGUGUGCGUCGGAGGUGCAGCUGGGCAGCGUCAAGCUGGGCGAAGGCCACCUGGUCUCCGUGCCGGUGUUCGCAGUGCACCGCCAGGACGAGUACUUCCCCAAGGCAGACACCCUCAACCCGACCAGGUUGUCGCGUGGCAGCAGUGAAAAGCUGGUGGACUACACGUUCCUGCCGUUUGGCCAGGCUGGGUUUGAAGGAAAGAGCCUUGUUACGCAGUAUGGCGUUCUGGCCGCUAAGCUGGCGAUAGCCGUUCUUGUGAAGACCUUAAAGUUUUCUGCCAAUGAUGAGACAAAGGAGCAGCUGGAGUUCCAGAAAGGUGUCACAGGGGUACCUUGCCUGAAGCCCAUCUCGGUCUCUGCGGAGCCCCGCAAGUGAUGCGCAGCUAUGUGAACACGUUGCUAACAAAUUUUGUGUACUGGGCUUGUGCAUUUAUCACAUUCUCUAUUUAUUGUGAUCGUCAUAUACAGACUGACUCUCUACUAAUAAGUUGUCAUUAUCUUUGCUAAUCUUAAAUGUUAUACUUAAUAAUCUCUGUGAUGUCUAGUAAAUUCUUCUGUCUUGGGAAACAAUGUUUUUCAGCUAAAAUAUUUGUCAGUUAUGUUCUAAAUACUUUGAAAAAUUAAGGCAAGUUUGAAUAUGUGAAAAUUUAAUCAUCCUUUAGUUUGCAUGUUCUAAAGAAAUUAUUUAUUUGCAAGUAGCUUUUAUUUUUAUUUUUACUCAUGAUUUAAAAAGUUGCACAUAGUGCCUUCUUGUAUGUGAGCAUUUAUUUAUAAAAUUAAAACUUUUCUGUUACUGCAUAUCUUUUUUUAUAAUAGUUUUAAGAAAAUUGUCAAGUGUAACCGAAAAAUAAAGUGUGUUUGUACAUUGGUAUACUUUUUUUUUAGUUUUAAAUAUGGAAAGUGCACACCUGUAGUCUAUAAAAUAAGUAAAUCAAUUUUAAUUUUUUUUACAUAUAUUAAAUACACAGGAGUACACAUAAUUUAUAAUAUGCAGUGAAAUGGUGCAUCAUACAAACAGAGGCAGCUGCGUACUUGUUGGGGACCAGACUUACAGUGCUCGCAGGAGGAGUGAUGUCAGUCAUCUUAGAUAUAAUGAACCCUGAGCUCUUCUUCAUAUUAACGUAAUGAUAUAUUAAGAGGCUAUUAUUAUUGUUUACAUUUUAUACAGGAGGGGUUCCUUUUUGCCAAAUGUCCUAGCUGAACCAAACAUUAAAAUUAUGGUCACACACUGUGUACUAUAAACACAAUGCAAUUAACACUCAAAUAUGCCAUUUCUCUUCAAAUAAUUAAUUUAAAGACCUUAUUUUGACUUGCUAUGCAGAAUUACACCUACAGUUAUCUUCUGAUCUUCAAGCUGACUAGCUUUCGUUAAAGAGUUUUGGUUUAUUUUUUUAACUUUUUUAGUUGAGAACAUUGGUGGAGAAAUUUUUUUAUUGGCUGGGCUGUCAUCCAAAGGGCAGUGAAAGUGCUAAUUGGUUUCACGGUUUUCUUGAACAGCCAACAUUGUUGUGCGCAAAGGCACGAGCUGUUUUUCUAGAGCCUGUAGCUCAUCUUAACUACGGGCUAAUUGUAUUGUUUCCGAGGUCUUUGCAAUCAGACGUUUUUCUUGGCAUCCAGACUGAUAUUAAAUUCUAAUUUUUUUUAUACAAUUCUACAGUAAUCAUUUUUGCCUCUCCGACUGAAUUUCCGUUGGUGUCAAUAACAAGUUCAUAAUUUGCGUCUUGUUUGCAAAUAAUUGGCUAAACACACUUGUUAUAUGACAAACUUGAUGAAUGUGCUUGCACAUGUACUUGAUGGCAGAGUCCAAGCAGCUACAUGCGUAGAGAUUCUACACAAUUAAUUUUGCAGUCACAUGAUUUCUUCUCUUUGCGUACCUCGUAAAUUUCCUUUACUGCUGACGACUAUUAAACUUGCCAACAGCCAUUGUGCUCUGUAACAUCUAUUUCGUUCAAUUAUAAGCUAGCCUUAUGUGAUUUUGAUGUGUCUAAUGGAACUCAUAGCGUGAAUUGUUUUGUCCAAAUGGUUUACAUUAUUUCUGUGCAAAAAAUGAAAAUACAUUAAAGUUUUGUGCAUAUGUACUUUGAAGAUGCAUGUUUGUGUUUCAUCCACAGUGUAUUCGAAAACAAUAUGCCCACAUUUCUUUGCAUGGUACAUAGUGUGUGCUAAAAUAUGUUCCAAAUUCGAUGGUUUCCUCAUCCUCGCACAUAAUUUUGACACCAGACUAAUAACAAAGAAAAUGUUUCGAGGUCCCGUUUUUCCAGAGUAGUUAUCAGCUUGUAAAUUUCUGUUUGCUUGGCUUUAGUUUUUAUUUAAUUAGGUUUAUUUCCAUGCAUAGGCGUGCCUACAGGGGGCCAGGUGGGCCAUGGCCCCCCCUAAUGUAAUCACUCAGAUCGGCAUUUUCUCUAAUGCGUUCAUUAAUAUUCGUAUAUUCCUGGCACUGACACUCAAACUGUUUUUCAGUGUUGCAGCGUGCUAAUUAACAAAAUUUUUAAACUUUUAUCGUUCUGGAAAUACAGCCGCCUUAGUUUAUAUAAAACACGAGGUCCCUUAAAAUGGCCAAGCAAAAAAAAAAAUAAUUUAAGAGGUUUGUUAAAGUUCUGUUGUCUGAAUUGUUGUGUUUGCAUUCACAAAAAAGAAGUUCAUUUCAAGGUAGAUCUGUACCAAGCUAUUGGAAAAUUCGAGGGGGAUAAAUGUGUAAGUAGUACCCUUUAAACAUAGUCUAUGGAAAAAAAAAAAACAUAUUUUCAAGAUUGUUAAAAUUAUACGGAUAUAAAUAUUAACUAGUAAACAUAUCUCGUUGAUACUGCACAAAAAUAUAAACACUGAAAUUAGUGAAUGUAUUUAGGCUAUUUAACAUUCUAAAUUCAGCUUCUGAUUUAAAAAUUUAGCAGGCCCCCCCCUAAUGGAAAUGUCUGGGCAUGCCUAUGUUUCCAUGCCCUAUUUACAUGCCCGGUACAAAAUAAUCGCUUAUUUGGUGCACUCAUAAAAAACCCAAUCAUUGAAAAAGAACUCUUGACAGUCAAAAAAAAAAAACUAAGGGUAAUUUAAUUGGAUAGUAUGUGUUCAUCUGACCUGUAAAAAAUUAAAAAAAAAAAA
Molecule: messenger RNA, 4695 nt
Organism: Bacillus rossius redtenbacheri
Lineage: Eukaryota; Metazoa; Arthropoda; Insecta; Phasmatodea; Bacillidae
Product: cytochrome P450 3A24-like
Exons: 13
Coding region: 482-1975 (497 amino acids)
Molecular function (GO): iron ion binding; oxidoreductase activity, acting on paired donors, with incorporation or reduction of molecular oxygen; steroid hydroxylase activity
Source: RefSeq, a predicted model, not a curated record